AUGGCCACUUUGACGGCAGCAUCCGAGGCCAACAAGGCCAAGGUCACUGCAGAGAAAGUCGCCCAGUGUGUUGCUGACGUCGGCCUCUCACUUCCACCACAGCAUAUGCAGCAAUGGCACGAGAUCAUUGCUUCAGUGCAGGAGUCCAUCGACCUUGUCGAAAGUCUGCCCAACUACUAUCCUAAGGUGGACUUGGAAAAGUAUCCACGAAAAGAUGUCCACCGGCCGGCGAAUAAGGAUAACAAGGGAAACGCCUGGGCGUGGAAAGCCAGAAUUGAGGGCCAGACUGAUGGGCCACUGGCAGGGAUUACCUUCUGUCUCAAGGACAACAUUGCAGUCAAGGAUGUUCCCAUGCUGCUAGGAACAGAUAUGUUCACUGACUAUACUCCCGAAAUGGACGCAACCAUAGUAACUCGAAUCCUGGAGGCAGGAGGCACAAUUCUCGGUAAAGCAGUCUGCGAAAAUCUCUCCCUCUGCGCAUCGUCAUUCUCAGCGGCGACUGGACCUGUCGAGAAUCCCUAUGCCGAAGGAUACACUACUGGCGGUUCUUCGAGCGGCUGCGGGCAUCUCGUUGGCGCCAAGAAGGUCGACGCUGGCAUUGGAGGUGACCAGGGCGGCUCCAUACGAUUCCCAGCCAGCUACUGCGGUAUUGUGGGAAUGAAGCCGACCUGGGGGCUGGUGCCGUGGACGGGCGUAGUGACACACGACCCUGUGCACGACACGGCCGGCCCCAUGACCCAGACGGUGGCGCUCAAUGCCAAAGUGUUACAGGCGAUUGCUGGUAGGGACGACAUCGACGACAGGCAAUACGCCUCUCCUUUUCCGUCACAACUUCCUGACUACUCCGCGUCAUUGGGUAAGGGGGUCAAGGGGCUGAAGAUCGGCAUACUCAAAGAAGCUUUCCAGUUUGGUGUCAUUGACCCGCGUGUCAAGGCCAAGGUCACGGAGGCUGCAGAGCGGUUUCGCGAGCUCGGUGCCGAGGUGAUUGAGGUAAGCGUGCCUCUACACACGCACGCAGGGCACAUUGUCAACUGCGCCCUGCGGCCAGCUGCGGCGCUGCAGGGGUAUCUCGGAAAAGCGUGUGGGAGACGAGCGCUGUACAUGACCGACCUGGCCGAGAAGAUGACUCCGCUUGACCAGGCCAAGUUCGACAAGAUGUUUGCGACGUCCAAGUUCUCCAUGAUGUCCGGCCUCUAUGUGUGGCGCAACCACCCUACUCUGUACGGCAAGGCCAUGAAUCUGUACAGGCGUCUAAGAGAUGAGUACGAUGCCGUCCUCAGAGAAGUUGAUGUGCUCAUCACCCCGACCACCCCUUAUGUGGCGAACCGCCAUGCUGCUCCCGAUGCCGGCCCCUUGGAGCAGAUGAACAAGAGUAAGGGCGUUGCUGUAAAUACAGUAUGCUUCAACGCGAGCGGUCAUCCUGCUAUGAGUCUGCCAUGCGGGAUGUUGUCGGCCGAAGACGACGAUACCAUCCUGUUGCCCGUAGGCAUGCAAAUUGUGGGUGAGUUGUUCCAAGAGGAAAUGAUUUACCGUGUGGGAGCUGCAUGGGAGGAUGCAUUCGAUUGGAGAGCAUGA
Molecule: messenger RNA, 1575 nt
Organism: Thyridium curvatum
Lineage: Eukaryota; Fungi; Ascomycota; Sordariomycetes; Thyridiales; Thyridiaceae
Exons: 2
Coding region: 1-1575 (524 amino acids)
Molecular function (GO): catalytic activity
Source: RefSeq, a predicted model, not a curated record